Molecule: messenger RNA, 5155 nt
Organism: Sinocyclocheilus anshuiensis
Lineage: Eukaryota; Metazoa; Chordata; Actinopteri; Cypriniformes; Cyprinidae
Product: protein TASOR-like
Exons: 23
Coding region: 73-5043 (1656 amino acids)
Biological process (GO): negative regulation of gene expression, epigenetic; protein localization to heterochromatin
Cellular component (GO): heterochromatin; nucleoplasm
Molecular function (GO): chromatin binding
Source: RefSeq, a predicted model, not a curated record
GCCCAAGAGCAGCCGCGACUCAACUUCCACAUCCCCCGAAAGAGCAGAGAAAAGAGAGCUCUGUUUCAGUGCAUGUCUAUGGACUCUAGAGAGUUUUCCGACGUUCUGCAGAUUCUCUCCUCCAGCUACAAGGACUCUUCCUCCACCGGGACGUUUGUGUACUCCAAACCUCGCCUCGUCCACAGCGAACCGCUGGAGAAAGACUUCAUGGAGAAGCGAAGGGAGCUCAAGCAGGAUGGGCGCACUGAGAAAGAGCUGUCUGAGACUUUCUGCUUCCUGCUUUGUGAUGCUCAAAAGGUCUCGGUGGUGUGUGAGAGAGGACUGUCUGUUGGCAGCAGCUGGAUCAGUAUGUUGGGGAAUCCAUCUAAAGGAGUUUACCUGUGUCAGUUUUCUGAUUUACUUCAAAUCGGCCCCAUCGAGCCUGGGUCUACAGGAAACAUCAUCAUAUUUAAAGUUAUAAAGGGUAAAGUGAAGAGUGUACAUGACUGUAUGUCCAUAAGUAUGGAUCCUACACCUAAAUUUGAAAGCCACUUCUCCAAGAACUCAACCAGAGUGACAUCCUUACAGUCGUACAGGGCAUUCGAGUACACUCAGCAAUACUUCUACGAGUAUGUGGAUUUCGAGGUUUCGUCCAGGCCGAGACACGCGUGUCCGUAUGCGGUGGUCUCUUUUUACUUUAAAGGCAAAGAGUCUUCAACUGUGGCCCCCAAACCGCUGCCUCCUCUCAGGUCCAACAGCCAGCCAUCAGGGAUGAGCAAAGGCAGGCGCUGUUUCACGGUAUGGCGGGGACAUUUUUUGAACGGGGGGAAAGAUGUAUACCAGGCCAGCCUUCGCUCGCUCUCUCUACCUUUCCUGCCCUACAAACUGCCAGAGAAGAUUGAGAUGGGUAAAGUCAUGAGCUUGCAGCAGGUCAAGCAGAAGAUCCCAUCUGCCCUCUUCUCCUGGAGCCUCUACACAGGCAGCCAUGAAGUGUCUAAAAGUGGCAUGUUCUGCAGUCUGUUUGACGUGGUGGAGAAAGACAAAGCUUCUCCAAAGAGCUUGACCGCAUUGCUGCAGAAACUGGAGGAGGAGGGUCUGGUGCUGGUGAAUAUGGUGAAGGACAGAGGUUUCCUCUUCUUGCUUUCUGCCAGUCAAAUGGCCAACUCAAGCGAGCGACAGGGUGGUUGGAAAAUGUCCUCUAUACAAGCACUUUUUGUUUACCAUGAGAAGCGUGACUUGUUAAAGAUCUCAUCAAAUCCUUCUGAGAGCUGCAGACCUGUGUCAUCAGAGCAUCACAGUCCCAUCAUGCCCCAGCAUGAUUCGUUCAUCUCCGCUCUUCACUACGCCCUCAACAAGGCUCGCGGUGACCCUCCUGCUGACCUCAGCGCCACCAUAGAGCAGCAGGUUUACGACUACCUCACUAACCUUCGUGAAGGCCAAUCUCCGCAGCGCAUCCGGACUGACUACGACCCCAAACUGGACGUCAGGGACAAGCUCUUUCCAGCACCCAGGCAGAAGACAAACUGGGAGAGCUUCGUGCGGCCCUACAUCUACAAACCGACCAUGUUUACUAUGCUUCUGGAGAACGUGAAGAAGAAGGUGGAGGAGCUCCAUGUUCAGACUGAGAGAGCAGCCCCUCAUAAUGACCCGGUGAAAGUUAAAGAGCUGCUGAAGCUCAUCCAGCUGAACAAGAAGAGCUCGAAGGGGAAGGCAGGAGAUCCAGAGGCGUCGGGGGACACCUACACACUGAAGAGGAAGGUGGAUCUCGAUGCUCAUGAAGGAAGCUCAAAACGCCAGAGAAAUCAACCCAAUGAAGAACUAAGAGAAGCGGACGAGAGACAGUCCUCUCCAUCUCUAGCCAAUGUUCUGAGCAGCGUCAGCCUUCAGGACACAGACCUGAGGAAGGACAAAACUCAGGGAGCGCUGAAGAUCAUGGAGAUCCUGGACGGCUUUGGAAGGACGAGUCUUGACACAGACCUGCGCAGAGACAAGACCCAGGGGGCGCUGGAGGUCAUAAGGCUGAUAGACAACAUGACCAGAAGCGCCGCAGAGUCACCUGACGACACAGAGAUGAAGGAUGACACCGCUCUGUUGGACAGCAUGGAGGAGACCGCUGGUAGUUUGAGUAGUUUAGAAGCAUUUAGCCCUUGUUCAGAUUCUGGAGGACAGCAGCGUGGCGUUAACCUGCUCGGAGAAAAGACCAUUCCAUGGGUCCUGAUACCCAUCACAGGUCUGAAAACGGAGAGAUAUUCCCAGAGACGGAUGGACUAUCCUGAAGAUCCACGCUUCGUUCAGAGCCCAACCGUGUCUAUACACACCAUGCCUGACACAAAGGACCUGUCCCCUCCCUACCAGCCAGACAGCAGCAGCACAGCGGUGGAUCUGGAUGUGCAGACGGCAGCAGAGGUUGAGGAUGAAGAGCCCGUCGCUCCGGCUCUGAACACAGAGUGUCCUGCAGACAGCAGCAGCUUUGACCACAUAGUCGAUGAGCUCGUCUCUGGCUUCUCCAGUGAGGUGGAGCAGCUCUUGAGGGCCAAACGUAUUCAUUAUUUUUCUUGCUCCAGCACUCAGGGCUCACGAGAACCGCUCCAGACUCCAGCUGUGCCACUUUCCAAUUACGUGUCAAACUACAACACUCCGUUUCCCAUCAGUAACUACAUCAGCUCUUUCCACGACAGCCUGAUGAUGUUCAUAGACCCUCAGCAUGUCAGUCGAUACCUCGGAGCUCAGGAAGAUGUGACUUCCUCCUCGUCUGCUGCAGAAGUUCCUUCAGAUGUCCCUGAUACGUCCUCCAGCUUUAAUCCGUGUGCUUCCUCGUCUUCAACCUCUAAACCCAGCAGCACCUUUGAAUCAGCUCUGAGACCAUGUUCCCCUUCUAGUGCCCUGCCUGAGCCAAUGCCUCCGCCACAACAUCACUCAAGCUUACCUGACCCUGAUCUCCAGCAUCAGAUGUGGGCACUGGAGCAGGACUCGGUGACCCAGAAGACACGGGAAGCCAACAUCCCUCAUGAUGAGAUGAAUGGGAGUCUGGUUGCUGAGACUACGGGAGCUGUGGAGGGUCAAACGGGCGCCUCGAUGGGACACACUCAUUCUGCCAUCAGCAGUAUCAUCGAUCAGCUGCAGCCCGAAGUGAUCAGUAAUCUGGUGGAGAUCAUCAAAGGAGUUCAGAAGAACAUCGUCUACUUCUACAUCCAUUCCACGGAUGAGGAGGAGAGUGACGUCUGCUGGGAGAUUAAGGAAUAUUUAAAAAAGUUGGGGGAUUUGGAGUGUAAUCCUCAUGGUUUCCUUGAGAAAAGCGGUAGUCUAGACAAACUGCUGGUCAUCAUUCAGAAUAUGGACAUCGCCACACAGGUUCACAAGAUACCUUCUCUGGUUUUCUUGAAGAAGCAUCCGUCUGUGAGCUUUGCUGGUGUAGACAACCUGAGUGACAUCCAGAACCACACCUACAACGAGCUCUUUCAGUCCGGAGGCUUCAUCGUCUCAGACGAGCAGGUCCUGAACCCAGCGGUCAUCACGGCAGAGAAACUUCAAGAUAUCCUUGAGUACAUUGAGCAGCUCAACUGUCCUCAGAGCCCCUGGAGGUGGAGGGUGCACUUCAAAUCACACAAGAAACUCAGAGAGCACAGCAGGCUCAAACCUGAUGCUUUGAACCUGUUCGAGAUCCUCAAUGAAUAUGAGAAGAGGCACAUCGUUGAGAUCCUGUCGUACCACGACUGUGACACUCCAUCACAUCAAGCGCCUGACCUCGACUGUCUAGUGGAUCUGCAAGCCAGAUUCAUCAAACAGCGACACCUGAUAUUUCUGACUGGCUGCCAGUUUGAGAUGUUUCCCCACUACUCCAGCAGUGGCAUCGUUAUUGCCAACGUUGAUGACAUAAAGUUUAUAAUAAGCAGUUUAGCUGGUGGAGGACAUGUGGACAGCGCUCCAUCGGCAGAGACUUACGCCACUCCUGCUCCAGCGUCAUUGAGAGACGAUAGCAUGUCCUUGGACUCGGACCUGGAUUCUCCAGAUCACAGUGUCUCUGUCACAACCGAGACGAGCCAGCACCCGUCUGCACUCGGGACAGAUCCGUGCCCUCCGCUCUCUGAACCUUCUCUCCGAGACCACGCGAAUGCAAUUCCUGUGCUCACAACAACCAGCCAGAUGCCAAAAGAAUUAGACUUUGUAGCUCUCAGUGAAGCGAUUUCUCAGUUCAAGGCUUCCAAGAUGCUGUCCAAGUCUGAUGCCGGUGAAACUCUACAAACGGCUUUUGGAGUUGAUCCUGACCAGAGCUUCCUCAGUCACAGCGAUCUGUCAGAUUCCUAUCCUCGGUACUCCUCGGAAAACCACAGUCUGUCAGCUACUCCACCUGAGACUCCAGUCUCUUGUACGUCAAUCAAAACAGAGUCAGCAGUCACAACAACAGCUGGGGCUCCAAUGAGCAGUUCUUCUGCAGUCGGAGCCAGUCGUGAAGUGGUCCAGUAUGGAGAAACGGACACAUCUGCAGCUGCGCCUGAGAACACCAGCAAUAUAAUGAAUACUUCUAAAGCUUGGGAGCAAUCGAGCACAAGCUCCACGGACACUCGGUCAGGCACGACUAAUGCUGGGAGUGGUCAAACGUCCAAUGAAAGCAGAGGUUCAGAGAAGCCUGCAGUGGACAGUGCGAGUUCCUCUGAACCAGCGGUCAGUGGUUUCCUUCCCAGACACAGCAUGGACCGUUUUUAUCCAGCGCUGCAGGGCAGCGGCCUCAUGUCGAUUCCGCACAGUUCCCUGGGUCUGAGUGGCCCUAGACUCAUAUCUCACAAUGGUGCUAUUGGACUUGCACAUCCUCUCCUGAACUGCACCGUUUCCAACAGCCUGGGAGUUGUGGCACCUCCGGUCUUGAGAGGAUUCCUCCCAAAUCCUAGCGUGCAGAUGUCGUGGAACAAUUUAGUGCAAGGUUCGGCAUCGGGGCUGUGGGGUGCUGGCUACGGCAUGGAUGUGCAGCAGAUCCAAAGGUCUCCGUUCAUCCAGAGCUGGCAGGGAAAUCCUGCGUUCCAGAGGGACAGCUAUCGUCCCAAUAGAGGAGGAUUUGGUGGCUGGUGAGCCAGUAAUGUGUGUAGAUAGUUUUCAAACUCAUGUUUACAACUCCAUCUCAGUGCAACUUUUGUAUAAUAGGAGAGAAAUUAAGCAUUUCUAGGUUUUCACCGAAAGUGAA